UUAAACGGGCACGAGUACGUGCGCGUACCCGUAUUCUUUGUGUGGCAGCGUAGAGAAGCGCCAAAAGAGUGACCAUGGCUGAUGAAAAACCAAAGGAGGGCGUCAAGACAGAAAACAACGAACACAUAAAUCUGAAGGUAGCCGGACAGGAUGGAUCUGUCGUCCAAUUCAAGAUCAAAAGACACACACCGCUCAUCAAACUCAUGAAGGCUUACUGUGAGAGACAGGGACUGUCGAUGAGGCAAAUCAGGUUCAGAUUUGACGGACAGCCAAUAAAUGAGACAGACACACCAGCACAGUUGGAAAUGGAAGAUGAGGAUACAAUCGACGUGUUCCAACAACAGACGGGAGGUCUGAUCUAACCAACCACAGCUGCCACCUUUUCGCUUCCAACAUGACCGACUUCCCCGGCCCGUUCACACCCAGCGGCUGGCUCUUUGCAACUCGUCUAACAGUCUCAACUUAAUUCUUGCAGAAGAGGUUUUAAUUUCUCUGCUUCACAAAACUGCUGUAAAGAAUUUCUAUCCAUGACCCCCUGUUACUGUUUUUGUCUUUGUACAUAAAUUACACCCUGAAAACAUUGUCUUCUUUUUUUUUUUUAAGUUUACUUCAUGCUGUGUUGUGGUAAAUUUGUCAGAGUUCCCAUCCCAGUUUGAAGGGUUCAUUCUGCAUACACUCAGAAAGAUAUUCAGGGCAGGUAAAAAUGAAAGUCAUCUGAGCUGAUUAAAUACCGUUGUGCUAGGCUUGGUAAUUGUCUAGCAAAUCUGUUCUUAAGCUUUUCAAUUUUGGGACCGGCUGUCACUUGGUGAGCAGUGCACCCACUUUGGGAACAUGACUUGGUUGCUGUUUAACUCUGUAAUCAGAUAUUAAAAAAAAUAUUAUAUACUUUUUAUAUUGAACUGGAUGUUAAGAAUACUCACUUUACUUCACCACUUCAGACUUUGGGAAGGUUGAAGGGAUAUUUCAGUUAAAUAUACAUCUGUAUUGUUUAUUAAAAUGCUUGUUAAAAUAAAGUUAUUGUCUUUUUUUUUCUCCCCCUUGAAGGUUUACUCUUUUGAACACAUUUUAAAAUCUAAGAAUGAAAUUUCUAUCAGGAAUUUAAUUCACGUUUGCAUGUACUCUUAUUGCAGUGAAUUGUAUUAUUUGCAUUUCAGGUUAAAAUAUUUAUUUGAGUGGUUCCACGGUUUGUGAACAGUGUUACAAGUACCACUGGAUCCUUCUUUUGGUACUUUUGCAUAAGUUAUCUGUGAGGUAAAGACAAACAAAUUCACUACAUCUCUAGUUCCAAGAAGAAAACGACCUUUGUUUAAUCAGAAGUGCAGUUUCAAGAGAUAUUGUUGCCUCAAGUGGACCAAAGUGAAGCAGAAGCCAGAACAAGUGACUUCUUGUCUGUUUUUGACAUUUGAAGUGGAAAUUUAUGCUUUGUAUUUUUAUACACAGUAGGGCCAUUCUUGGUUUAAAAAAAGCUUGAAUAUUAAUGGGUUAGUUAAAUUCCAUGAGCCACAAAUCAUUUUUUACUGAAGCAAUCUACAUUUUAUGUGCAAUGCAGCCAUACACCCCCUAUAUGCAUUGUGUAUUCUUUCAUCUCAUCUGCAGUUAAUUUCAAGAACCCUGUUCUCUUUAGGGGCACAAUUUCGAGUCCAACCUAGAAUAUUUUGACAAUCCAUUGAGUUGCAUAUAUUUAAACUUUCCAAAAUAAAGUUUUUCAAAUGGUCAA
Molecule: messenger RNA, 1717 nt
Organism: Poeciliopsis prolifica (blackstripe livebearer)
Lineage: Eukaryota; Metazoa; Chordata; Actinopteri; Cyprinodontiformes; Poeciliidae
Gene: sumo2b
Product: small ubiquitin like modifier 2b
Exons: 4
Coding region: 75-362 (95 amino acids)
Biological process (GO): protein sumoylation
Cellular component (GO): nucleus
Molecular function (GO): ubiquitin-like protein ligase binding; protein tag activity
Source: RefSeq, a predicted model, not a curated record